AAUAAUUUGAACUGAAUAAGUUAGUAAGAUGUUUCCAACAAUUUCAUUUGGGCUUUCGUCUGUUCCCAACAGGGUUGCACAUUUUGCAAAUCCGAUACAUAGGUUGACCCAUCUGGCAGUUGGGUCAGUGCGUCGACCAUUUACACCAAAAUAUGAUAUGAUAUAGCUGACAUUGUACAAGUGAUAAAUGUUUUAUUUUUGUGCAGUAUUCAUAAGUUGUAGUGUUCAUCAUGUUCUGGUUGGCAAUAGUAGCAACUGUAACAUUCUCCAAUUUUGGUGGUGUAGCUAGCUCAGUCAUUGUUGCACUGAUCAUCCCUAAUUGGUACAAUAAGGAAGCAUGGCUAGAGACCAGGCCGAGAGGGGGAUGACUUUUGGAAUCAAUUAGUCAAGAAAGACAUGCUUAUAUGAUGGACAAGAUCUUUCACGAUGAACAUGAAUUGCAGGAGAAGAUUUCUGCUCCUAAGUGUAGCCUUGAAUGGGAUUAUUUCAGUCUGCUGUAUCAUAUUCAUCAUUAUGAAUGUUGGAUGUAAAAAAAAUGAGAAUUUACCUGACUGUCGGUGUGAAGCAAUACAUGAUUUAUCGUCACAAGUCAGUGUAGCUGAGCAGAUGGAGGAAGUAAUAUCAUUUCUAAAUCAGACAACAAAGGAAAAUCUUGUACAACAUCACCCAAACUUUCCUAUGAAGCUUGUCAUGGAUAUGAGAAACAAUAAAAGAUGUAAUUUAAUGCCAAGCCUUUUCAAUAUAAGAUGGCAGAACAUAUACUGGCAAGAAGCCAAACUCUCUGAAGAUACUGUCUUCUUCCUCUAUUCAGCCAUAUAUGACAACAGAACAUUUACUGAUAUGCGACCGUGUGUGCGAGUGUUGGGAGUGAGUAGCUCCACCAGUCUACCGGAUGCCUACUGUCACUUCUGGUUCAACAUCACAGGGCCUCCAGUACCUUCUAAAGUUAUCAAAACUGAAUACAUAGAUUACCAAUGGAUGGACAAGUCACGGGACAUGACGUACAUGCUGACCUGCCGUAUUCCCUCGGGUGCGAAUUCCAUGAAACCUGUAGCUGUCUCCCUUGUCCACACUCCCUGCCAAAUUGCAUCUAACCUCUUACAUGUGACUGGAGCUGGGAAAAGGGAAUCAUCAGCUAUCUCUAGUAAUAUAACUCCACAAUACCAAAAAUGGAAUGAACAUGUGUACACUGCAGCAGUGUGUGGACCAGCACUCUACUAUUACCACCAAGACUUUUCCAUUAGAAUGGUGGAGUGGCUGGAAUCUUUAAGGGCCCAGGGAAUCUCUCAGGUGUUUCUGUAUGAAACAGACAUCCAUCCUAACCUUCAGAAGGUUCUGCGUUAUUAUGAGAAAGACAGGUUCAUCCAAGUAACCAAAUACUCUUAUCCACCUCCGUACAUCAAUGAGCCCAGCAUUCGCAGAUUAUGGACUUUGGUGGAGCGUAAGAAGAUGUGGGCCCAAGAGAAUGUAUACUUCACUGACUGCUUGCUCCGUCACAUGCACCAGUACCGCUUUAUUGCACACUACGACCCUGAUGAGUUGCCAGUUUUGCUUCAACACCGCUCCUACACUGACAUGCUAAAUGAAAUUUUACGCAAGUCAUACAUCAAGAAUGCAAGACAACCCAUUGGCUACAAACUUCAGUGGAAUAUGUUUUAUUAUGAUGUUGAGCCACCAGCCAGCACUCGUGGUCUACCUGAGUUCCUGUACAUGUUGCGCCAUAUCUUGAGAACCAAGACAGAUCUUCUUCCAACAUCAGCUGGGAUGUACAAAGCAGUCUAUGACAUGGAUUAUACCACGGGUGUCUCCUCACAUGUUGUCAUCACCUGUAAUUCUGGCCCAUGUUCUUCUGAUCUGCAAGAAGUGUCUCCUGAUGUGGCAUAUUUGGCUCAUUAUACUUUAGGAACUUGUGGAGAAAAGUGCAAGAAUCAAGAUUACAUGCGUGAGGAGCCAGCUAUUCUGAAGAACGUUGACGUUGUUAAAGCUGCAGUAAAAAACGUCCUAGAAACAAUUGGGAUCUUAUAACAAACUGUGAUAUUUUGAUUAGUAUGUGUACUUAGAUAUGCUAAAUCUUUUUGAGUGUGCAUAUAGUUUUUAAUAGAGAUGUUGUAUUCGUAAAUUUUGUUCUGAUAGUUUAGUUCAUUUAUUAUGAACCCCAUACCCAUCUUGUGGGCUGUAGUGGAGAGAGUUACAGAGGUACAUAAUGGGUUCAUGGACUGAACCCCACAAUUCAUUUAGUUAAGCCAGUUACAA
Molecule: messenger RNA, 2253 nt
Organism: Procambarus clarkii (red swamp crayfish)
Lineage: Eukaryota; Metazoa; Arthropoda; Malacostraca; Decapoda; Cambaridae
Cellular component (GO): cytoplasm
Molecular function (GO): glycosyltransferase activity
Source: RefSeq, a predicted model, not a curated record